Paramecium sonneborni is the source of this 2015-nucleotide messenger RNA. Lineage: Eukaryota; Ciliophora; Oligohymenophorea; Peniculida; Parameciidae. The record is from the annotation of a GenBank genome assembly.
AUGAUAUUGGGUACAGAAGUUAAUGAGUUUGUGACAAAUCGUUAGUAAUCAAAAAUACACUAUUUAUCUUAAGAAAAUAAGCUUCUUUAAGAAUAUAUUGGUGAUUUAGAGAAUGCAUUAAAAUUAAAUAAAUAGGCAAUGUCAUUAGCAUUAGACAACAGAAAAUGUCAAGUAAUAAAUGAAAUUAUUGAUAAACAAUAGUAAAUAAAAGAUGGAAGCACUUUAUCAAGUGAAUAAGGUUUGACUCCUGAUUUGAUUAAGCAUUUAAAUGAAGAGAACAAUAAAUUAAUGUAGGCUUUGACAAAGUAAUAAAAAGUGAGUAGUCAAUUACAAACUAAGAUACUUUUACAGGAAUAGAUAGCUGAAGAACAAUCUAAUUAUUAUAAAGAUUUGAUUAGUGAUUUGGAAUAUAAAUUAAUAGAGUUGAAACGUAGUAUUCAUGAUAAGGAGUAUGCAAUUCAAGAAUUGGAACGCAUGAAACCUAUCUAAGAGAAAGAGGGCUAAUUAGUUAAAUUAAUAGAAGUUGUAACACCUUCAGAAUAGAAUUUAAAAUUACAUGAAGAAUUAGAAAGUGUUAGAGGAGUAUUAUAGAAAAUUACAUCAGAAGCUUAAAGUGUUUCAGAAAAUAAUAAUGCUUUAAGAGAAGUUAAUUAUCAUCUGAAAAGAGAAAUAUUUAAAAUGAGAAUAGUAUUAAGAAGUUAAGUUAAUUAUUAGAAUAUGAAAGGUAACAAAUAUUUCUAUUUCAGAUUUUGUAUUUAAUGAAUAUCUUGAUAAAACAGAUAAUAAUCUUGAUUUAAAUAAAGAAUUAUAAAAUCAUAGAGGUAAACUGGAAUAAAUGCAUUAAGAUUUAUAUGGUACAAGUAGUUUAGGAUAUGGAUUCUCUCCAGAACCAUAAUAAUUGAAAUAUUUAAGUAAAAAUGAAAGAAUGAUCUAUUAAGAAAAAUUACAUAAAAUGGAAAUGAUGGUUAAAGGAUUCAAAGAAUUAUUUGAAAAAGAAAAAAAUAAUAAUCUAAAUAUUAACAAAUUAUAUAAUGAAUUAGUUAAAAAAUAUGAUUAAAUUUAAGAUACUAAUGAGUUAUUAAUACGUUCUAAUUAACUUAAAGAUUAAAAAAAUGAAUAAUUGAUGGCAGAAAUAUAAUUUUAUAAAAAAUAGAAUUAAAAUUAUAUGGAAUAACUAAAAACCAGAAAAUAGUUCAAUUCAAUAACAUUAAAUCAAGAAUAAGAUAUUGCUGUUGGUAUAUUCAGUCCUAGAUUUAAUUCAAAUAAUGAAAGAGUUAAUUCAUAACCAUCAUAUUUUGUUAGAUAAUCUUAAUAAUUAUCAAAUGUUGAUGUUAGACUUGAUGAUACUGAACCUAAAGAAAAUAUGUCAGCCCAAUUAAAUAAUUCUAAUUAAAAAUAAUCAUAAAAAUCUGUUCCUUAAUCUAAGUUCAAGAAACUUUAAUUAAAAGAAUUAUAAAUUAAUACUGAUGAAAAUUUAGAAUAAGCUCCUUAUUGUUAAACUGCUAGAGCUGAUUCUAAACCACUUGUUAAAAAUUAAAUACAACUCAAAAAAACAUCGUAUUAUGAUAUGACUAGAGAAGAAUGUGUUAAUUUCAUUAUGUCUAUGUCAAGUGAAUUUUUUUAGCAUUUUGAUGUAUAAUAUUAUAUAAAAUUUAGAUAAGUAACAUAAAAAAAAAAUAGUUAAUUAAACAAAUGGAGGAUCCUCUGUAAUAAAAUAAAAGACCAAAAAGAUCUUAUAGUAAUCCAUUCUCAUAUUUUUCAAAUGAAAGUCAAGUUGCUUUUUCUAAACCACCUAAAUAAUCAGUUGUUGCUAUUGUAUUUUUUUUUAUAUUUAAUUUCAGACCAAAAACGAAAUCUAAUAAUUGCUAGUAGAAUUAACAUGCAAAAAAUAAUAAUAACCUGAACCAUUUGAUUUAUUCAGUGUUGAUGUUUCUUAAAUUGAUGGCAAUAAGAAUAAGAAAUAAAUCCUUGAUUAAGAUAUUAGUUUUAUUUCAAAUAUCGAUUAAUAAGAUUGA